CUACCUCCUCUUUGGAUAGGUUUGUUACGGUAUGGAAGAUGAAGACACAAUGCAGGGCUUACAGAUUUGUAGGCCAUGUGGGAGCAGUGACCAGUGUACAGUUCUCACCAGAUGGGCAGUUACUUGCUUCAGCUUCUCAGGAUCGUACUGUCAGGCUAUGGGUUCCUUGCAUUAAUGGAGAGUCAUCAGUACUGAAAGGUCAUACAGCAUCUGUUCGUAGUGUGAGCUUCUCACAUGAUGGCUACUGUCUAGUUUCAGCAUCCAAUGAUAAAUCAAUAAAAAUAUGGAGUAUUCGCAAUCAGCGCCUUUUAUUUUCCCUGAUCCAACACACUCAUUGGGUUUGCUGUGCCAAAUUUUCACCUGAUGGAAGAAUAAUAGCAUCUUGCAGUGAGGAUAAAUCUAUUAAGCUCUGGGAUACAAGAAAUAAAACUUGUAUCAAUAGCUUCUUAGAUGACGAAGGAUUUGCAAAUUUUGUGGAUUUUGACCCAAGUGGUACAUGUAUAGCCUCUGCAGGUUCCAAUCAUACAGUGAAACUGUGGGAUAUUCGAACAAACAAGCUACUGCAGAAUUACAAAGUUCACAGAGCUGGGGUUAAUUGUAUAUCAUUCCAUCCUUCUGGUAACUACCUCAUCACUGCUUCUACUGAUGGUACCCUUAAGAUUCUGGACCUCUUAGAAGGAAGACUUCUUUACACUCUUCACGGACACAAGGGGUCUGUACUUUCUGUGGCUUUUUCAAAAGGUGGUGAAAAAUUUGCCUCAGGUGGAGCAGAUGCUCAGGUGUUACUGUGGAAAACCAACUUUGAUUCUUUUGAUUAUAAAGAAGUUCUUAAACACCAUUUUAGAAGAAUACAUAUUGAUGAUCCUCCUCAUCUUCUUGAUAUUUACCCAAGGUCACCUCAUCUCCAUGAUGAAAAGCUAGAGUCAGUUGAGGUCAACCCUACCUUUGGUGUGACUAAUACACAAACACGUGACCCACCUGUCAUAGAGAUUAGUUCCUCUUCAUCUUUCAGUCUUCCGGUUGAUGGCAGCAGUGAAGAGCUGCAGGAUCCUCCUACUUCAGUCUUGGAAAGAAUUUAAGAAAGGAAGUCAGAGAAUGAAAGUAGAUCAGCUGUGCAUAAUAGGGACAAGCAAACAGGGAUCCCCCCCUCCCUGGGGAAUGUUUUGGAGCACAUCGUGGGGCAGCUGGAUGUUUUAACUCUAACUAUUUCAAUCCUGGAACAACGUCUGACUUUGACUGAAGAUAAACUGAAAGAAUGCAUAGAAGGUCAGCAAAACUUCAGGAAAGACGGGACGAAUAAAAGCUGA
Messenger RNA from Acanthisitta chloris (rifleman), 1307 nucleotides. RefSeq names its product POC1 centriolar protein B (gene POC1B). Gene Ontology annotation, biological process: cilium assembly. The record is from RefSeq and is a predicted model, not a curated record. NCBI's taxonomy places the organism in Eukaryota, Metazoa, Chordata, Aves, Passeriformes, Acanthisittidae. The annotation marks the transcript as partial. The transcript has 10 exons. Gene Ontology annotation, molecular function: protein binding. Gene Ontology annotation, cellular component: ciliary basal body; centriole.